Hemicordylus capensis (graceful crag lizard) is the source of this 1622-nucleotide messenger RNA. It is a transcript of the gene KLHDC9, whose product is annotated as kelch domain containing 9. NCBI's taxonomy places the organism in Eukaryota, Metazoa, Chordata, Lepidosauria, Squamata, Cordylidae. The transcript is spliced from 5 exons. The record is from RefSeq and is a predicted model, not a curated record. Gene Ontology annotation, molecular function: cyclin binding. The coding region runs from base 446 to 1489 and encodes 347 amino acids.
UGGUGCGUGUGUAAAAACGUCUGCACGGAUCUGUACCCCAAUCACUGCUUCACUAGAAGCACUGAUUCACCAUCAUGACUCAGAUUUUAACAGCCCUGAAUUUUUGACAGUGCUUCCAUUUAAACAGUCAGAGCUGGUGGGCUGUUUUGUUUUUGAAGAAUGGGAAUAUUUCUGGUUUACAAAUAAUCUUUGGCAAUUGAUGUCUCCCCAAAGUGGUUGUGUGCUGGAUUUGAUCAACUGGGCCUAUCCAGGAACGCCCACCCAAAAUUUGCACACAUACCCCAGCUCAGGGUAGACAUUUUUCAGGUUAUGAUCAGGUCAGACUAAACCCCCAGCAUUUUUCACAAUGUGGUCUGGUUUUAUUUCAUUCACCAAUCAGGAAAAUUAUGUGCAAUCUCAUUCUCCAGGAAGAGAAUCUCAUUCUCCUGGUUAGGUCACUCUUGGUAUGACAGCCGCCAGCAGCCGCUGGGAGUGGAAGCCCGUGGUGCGCAGCGACCUUUUGGCUCGUGGCUUCCACUCGUGCAACGUGGUUCAAGGGCAGCUCCUGAUCUUCGGGGGCCUGAAGUCACCAGAGACCCAGGACCCGCCGCUCGGGGACAUCGUCGCCUUUGAGCCAGCGCUCCAGACGGUCCGGACGCUUGCGCCCGAAUGCGGAUACGGGCGAAGCCACCAUGAGGCCCUGGCCCUGGCUGACCGCUGGCUGUGCGUGGUCGGAGGCUGGGACGGCUCCCGCCGGGUCUCAGACGUGGGCGCCUUUGAUGCCGAGCGGGGCCAGUGGGAACGCUGGACGGAGGGGCCCUCCAACGAGGCCCCCGUGGGGCUGAGCAGCCACACCUGCACCAAGCUGACGGACCACGAGGCGCGGGUCGUGGGGCGCGAGGGCGGGCUGCGGACCCAGCGGCGCUACGCCAGCAUCUUCACGCUCCGUGUCAACCCCAGCGCCAAGACCUACUGGUACAAGGAAGAGGAAUCCCGCACGGCCUCACGGGCAGGACACUCCGCUAUGCUGCUGCAGGACACCAGCUCGAGUGGGAAAAGCAGCGGAUAUAAACUGGUGGUGUUUGGCGGGCGCGACUCUGCUGACUUUGAUGUGGCCGGACGGUGGGGGAAAGGGAAAAUCCACGUUGAUUCUGCCCACGCUCCCGGCCUGGUGGACCAGAUCUCCCGGCUGCUCAGCACCGAAAAGGGCUCCCAGCAGGCUCCCAAAGGCCUGCGGCACCAAUCCUGCACCGUAGUGGGGCCUUUCGCGGUCAUCUUUGGAGGAGAGACUUUAGCUAGAGGCAGAGAUGCCGUUUGCAACGACCUUUACAUCUACGACACAAGGUCUUCACCCGCAAACUGGUUCCGCUUUCCCGGUUCCAGCCGGGCCCAGAAGAGAGUCGGUCACCGCACCUGCCUCUGGAAUGACAAACUCUACCUCGCUGGAGGAUUCGGGGCUGACGGCAAGACGCCCUGCCCGGAGAUCUCCACCUUGGAGAUCGCCCCAUAAGGCCCCAAAGCUCUCGCUACGAGACUCCCGGCAGCAACCCUACAAGUGGGCAGGGCUAUCGGGGCUACCAAACUGCUCUCCGUUUGGCAGAGGAAUUUGCGCUCAUGAAAUAAAACACACCACCAGGCACCCA